AUUGAACAAUUAACAAUGUCUAAUCACCCCCAAUCCUAAUAGCCACAACAAUAACCUCAAGCUGCUUAACCCUUAGCAAGAACAGCUGCUCCAACAUACCCAAAUGCAGUGUUACCCCCAGCUUAUCCAAAUGCUUACUUGCCACCAUCAUACUAUCCAGCUUCUCCAGUUAGACAAUCUUAUGUGGCUCCAGUUUAAUAUGCACCAGUGGCCCAAGUGCCUGUUGCUCCUAUUGCCUCUGUUCCAGUUUAGCAAUACGCCGUUGCUCCAGUUGCUCCUGUUGCUCAAGUAAAUUUUGAAUUUAAUUUAGCACUAAUCAAUCAAAGGGGAAUCCAGAAUCGAAUAUGUACCAUACUAAAAAGCUGUCAUUGAAUAUGAAGAAUAAGAAGUCGUCUCAUAUGUUCCAAGAGAAACCAAAGUGACUGAUUACUAUGCUGUUGAAUAUCAAACAGAAUACAUCCCCUAAGUUUUCCAAGAGAAAUUUACCGGUAAUUUUAAUAUAUAUAUAAAUAAUAGAGUAUGUACCUGUCGAUAGAUACUAAGAAAGAGUUGAGUACUAUCCAGUAGAGAGAUAAGUUGUUCACUAAUAACCCACACAAUAUGUGCAAUAAGCUGUAUCUGUAGUUCAACAACCAUAACAAUAUGUCUAACAAUCUGUUCAAUAUGUCCCACAACCAGUUUAAUAUGUUCAACAACCAGUCCAAUAUGUUCAAUAGCCUUUGAUUGCAUCAAGAAUGGUUCCACAAUACGCCUAGCCUCUUCAAUAAUACCCUCCUGCUCCUGUAGCUAGACCUCAACAACCAUCUUAACAACCACCCUAAUCCCAUCAGCAAUCCCAUUAACCAUCCCAUUAACCAUCCCAUCAACCAUCCCAUCAACCAUAAUAGGUUCCAUCUCAGUAACCAAGAUCACAACCAAGCUAAUAAUAGCAAUCAUAAUAGCCAUGAUAUAUCAUUAUUAAAUAUUAAAAUACAUUUUGAAUUCCUG
Molecule: messenger RNA, 987 nt
Organism: Paramecium octaurelia
Lineage: Eukaryota; Ciliophora; Oligohymenophorea; Peniculida; Parameciidae
Source: the annotation of a GenBank genome assembly